UAUAGGAAAGCCAAGCAUCUCCAUCUACAGCUAUGCCCGCAAUGGAGGUCGUCGAAGGCCCUGCGCAGCCAGAUGUCCUCACCGAUUCUGUUAUGGGAAAGUAUAGCCUCGCUGCACAGUUCACAAAUGCGGCACUGGCAAAAGUGCUCGAAGCAUGUCGACCUGGCGCCAAUACCGCUGCGCUCUGUCUACUGGGCGAUGCACUGAUGCAAGAGGGCACCUCGCGCGUGUUCAAACGAGACAAGCAAUUAGAGAAGGGCAGUGCAGAGCCAACAACCGUCAAUGUCAACAAUUGUCUCGGUGGCUACGCUCCAAUGGAGGAAGAAGGUGCAUAUAUUUUGCAAGCGGGAGAUCUUGUCAAGGUAUCCUUGGGCGUGCAUAUCGAUGGUUAUACUGCCAAGGCAUGUCACACAAUGCUUGUGACACAAGGUCAGCAAUCUGAAGCCAUACAAGGUCCCGUGGCAGAUGUCACUGUUGCGACAUGCGCAGCAACAGAAGCAGUUACUCGUCUCCUUGCACAAGCGCAACCUCCCUCUGCACUUGAAGACACACAAAGCGUAACCCUUGCGCAACUGAGAAGUCUCGUGGAAGCCUGUGCUGCGGCCUUUGACGUGCGCGUAUGCGAAGGCUCAAAAGUCAGGAGACUCCGGCGUUUCCUGGUAGGCCAGGCGACUGUUGAGGAAGAAGCACUGGAUGAGAAUGACCGGCCAAAACAGAUCACAUGGGUGUACCGGCCCGUUACUGCACCUGCACAGACGAGUGCAGAUCGGCUACAAGCAGAAGAGGAAGAAACCACGCAAGUGAGCCCUGGUGAAGUAUGGCUACUGGAUCUUGCCUUUUCGACCGGCAAGGGUGCUGUUCGUCCACAUGGCGUACUGAGACCGACGCUGUAUGCACGAGACUACGGUGUGACCUAUCAACCCAAGCUGAAAGCCUCACAAGAGACCCUGCGCGAAGUCACAGCAACAAAGAGCGUGUUCCCCUUCCACUUGCGAACACUGUCAAACCAAAAAGUCGCGCGGAUGGGUGUGUCUGAGUGCGAGCGUAAAGGUCUCCUCGUGGCCUAUCCCGUCCUGUGCGAGCACCCGAAAGAGUUUGUCUCUCGUCAAGCAAGUACGCUGGCGUUACUUGGUAAAGAGGUGGUCAAGCUGACUGGUACGACGGGUGAUGUGCCGUGGGUCAAGAGCGCGCAUAGCGUGGAGGACGGUAGCGACUUGGCGAAAUGUCUGGCGUUGCCCCUGAAGGUGCGCAAAGCAUCUGCCGUUGUAGAGAGUUCCGCGAUGGAAUUGUAGAAGGAUACGCUACGCUGUGAUGUCUAUGUGAAGUCUUCUGGACUAGUCUAUAAUA
Messenger RNA from Protomyces lactucae-debilis, 1347 nucleotides. Its product is annotated as peptidase M24, structural domain-containing protein. The transcript has a single exon. Lineage: Eukaryota; Fungi; Ascomycota; Taphrinomycetes; Taphrinales; Protomycetaceae. The record is from RefSeq and is a predicted model, not a curated record. Bases 33 to 1292 code for a protein of 419 amino acids.